Acanthocheilonema viteae is the source of this 912-nucleotide messenger RNA. NCBI's taxonomy places the organism in Eukaryota, Metazoa, Nematoda, Chromadorea, Rhabditida, Onchocercidae. The record is from the annotation of a GenBank genome assembly.
AUGGCAUCUGAUGAGAAACAGUCUGAUCAGAAGAAAAAAGGCAAAAAACAAUCUGAUCAAAAAUCAAGCGCUACAAGUAAAGAAGAAAUGGAAAGUUUUAUGGCAAAGCUAUGUGCUCGUUUUGAAAAAUUGCAUUUAAUAUCACGAUUGCUUGAAGAACCGGAAGAGCAAACGCAACGCAGUGACGAAUUACGGCGUAAAUCAAAAAAGUCUCGAAAACUCUCGAACAAUGUUUAUGAAUUUUUUUGCGAUCAACCAUCAACAAGCGAACAAUCAAUGCCAAAAUCACCAUCAAAAAAGAAACAGUCCGAGAGUAAACCUUUAGGUAGCAGUAAAAAUGUGACAAGAACUGAAGAGAUUGAUAUUGUUGAUUUGAGUGAGCAAACUGGAACAAGUUGGAGUGAUACAUCUACCGUUGAUAAACAAUCAUACAUUCGAAAUCCUGAUGAACCAUCAACAUCUACCGGAUUACGAACUAAAGUUCAUGUUGAUCAGGAAGCAUUGGAAAAAAUUUUAAGACCAGCACCAAAUGUUACUCAAGAAGAGAGUGAAAAGAUCGAUAAGCCAAAAUUAUCAAGUUUAUAUGGUAUUCAUAAGAAAUCUCGUUCAAGCAAAGAUUCUGACAGAACUGAUGCUGCUGAAUUAUCGCCUCACAAAGGUGCACGUCCGAAGCAAACGAUUAAACAAACGAAAGACGAGACAACAACAAGUGUCGACAGUAAAACAGAUUUAGAAAAUGCAAAAACCAAAGAUAUUCAAGGUCGUGCAGUUUUUAAACUGAAUGAAAGUCCUGAAAUUCAAUUGAUUAAAAGUGCGCCAUUGAAGAAUGUUCGUGCGCAACGGGCACGAGAACGACUUCGAAAGAAAUUUGAGGAAUCGACAAGAACGAAAGGUCAUGGUCCGAAUUCAUAG